This is a messenger RNA of Rotaria sordida, 663 nucleotides long. Lineage: Eukaryota; Metazoa; Rotifera; Eurotatoria; Philodinida; Philodinidae. The record is from the annotation of a GenBank genome assembly.
AUGUCAGCUCAAUCAAAUAGUGAAGAAUUUUCAAUAAAUGAUGGUCAACGUAUAAGAACAACUAAAGAAAAUGUUGAAGUAUCAUCAUCUAUCAAUCAUGAUGCAAGAGAUACAGUACAAAUAAGUGAUUAUUCAAUUCAAUUUUCUCAAUUAAUGGAUCGUUUAUCAAAAACACAUUCACAAAUUGAUCAAUAUACACAAACAAGAACAAAUCAAAUAUCUGUUGAAACAGAAAAAAUAAUUAGAAAAAUUUUAGAAGAAACAGAACAAAAACAAAAAGAACUUUUAUUAGAAGCUCAAAUGAAAUCUCAAUUAUAUCAAGAACAAUAUCAAAAUAAUUUACAAAUGAAAGUAAAUCAAUUAAAUGAAGAAAAAGCACAAGAAUUAGCUGAUUUAGAACAAAAUUUAAAUCAACAACAAGAACUUAUUUUAACUAAUGCAAGAAAUAAAGUUGAUUUAUUACAAACAGAAGCAAAUCAACGUAAAAUGAAUAUUCUUCAACAAGGACAACAAAUAACAAAUGCUCAAUUAGAAGAUAUAACUGAACAACUUGUUGAAGUUGGAAGACAAGAUUCAGAAAUUCGUUUAGCAUCAACAACAACAACAAUUAUUGCAACAGAAGCUGUUGCACAACAACAACCUGAACCUAUCUUAAAUCAAUAA